Messenger RNA from Prunus armeniaca (apricot), 258 nucleotides. NCBI's taxonomy places the organism in Eukaryota, Viridiplantae, Streptophyta, Magnoliopsida, Rosales, Rosaceae. The record is from the annotation of a GenBank genome assembly.
AUGAAUGCAGCAGUUGGGGCUUUGCUUGCUCAAGACGACCAUGGCGGGGAAGAAAGUCCUAUUUAUUAUGUAAGUGGACAGUUGAGGGGAGCUAAAACGAGAUACUUGAAGACCGAGCUCUUGUGCCUUGCCUUUGUCUAUGUUGCAAAACGUCUGCGACAUUACUUCCUUUCUCACAAGUUACAGUUCAUAGUAAAGUUCGACCUCGUAAGAUACUUGCUCACAAGGCCGGUGCUAUCCGGACACCUCGCACGCUAG